Messenger RNA from Rhinocladiella mackenziei CBS 650.93, 2844 nucleotides. RefSeq lists its product as uncharacterized. The record is from RefSeq and is a predicted model, not a curated record. The transcript has a single exon. NCBI's taxonomy places the organism in Eukaryota, Fungi, Ascomycota, Eurotiomycetes, Chaetothyriales, Herpotrichiellaceae. Bases 1 to 2844 code for a protein of 947 amino acids. Gene Ontology annotation, cellular component: DNA replication preinitiation complex. Gene Ontology annotation, biological process: DNA replication initiation.
AUGCAGUCUCUGUCACCCUUAGAGAGAGAAGCGCUUGCCCCUGCCAUCAGCCACAGUCUGAAUCAUUGUACGAGCACAUCCACAAGCAGUACAAAAAGGAAGAGUGAUGAAUUCGAAGCAGACGAGCCUCAAUCGGAGAAUAUCACCGCUGUAUUCUUGUCUGGCAAUCUCCACGUAAUCACAUUCGCUUCGGUGACGCUUGUGGCGAGAGCAUGUCUCCCAUUGGCAUGGCUCGACGCCUCAAACUCGUUCCCUGAUCCAAUUUUCAAAGCAAACAUCCUAUCUGUACAGGAAUGGGAGCAACGAAUACUGGUGGUCCGGAAAACGCCAAAUGGGGGCCUGUAUGCAAUUGAAAGAGUUGGAUCGGAUACGUACAUUGCUUGUGCUCUUCACAAUUGGGUGUCGGAAGAAUGGUGUAAGGAUGCGGCGGUCGGAAAGGUGUCUGAGGCCAAAAUCGAGAAGUUAUUAAAGGGGGAGGAUGGCAUUCCUCGCGGUCGCAGCAGGAUGACUUCGCCUUCCAGUUUUAAUGCAGUACCUAACCCCCCCAAGCCCCCAAGACCUACGAAUCAACGAGGAGCACUCGCCAGGUUGUCGAUCUUGAAUCCUACGGACUCGACAAGUCAUGAGACGAAUUCUGAGAGACCCGCUUCUGCUGGCACUGCUGUGCAACCGGCUCUUGCUCCUUCGGUUACAGAGUCAUUACCAACAACUCCCGCCGGACAACCGGAUCCGUUCGACAACACCGUAUCAAUGGACGAGAUUCCUCCACCGGCUCAACCCAUGCAAGAAACGCCUGCAGUCGCAAUGGAAAAUCCAUGUGCUCCUGAUCGCCUUCGCACACAAUAUUUUGAACAUCUGUACACUUCCAAGACGUCUCUGGCUUUCUAUACGAAGGGCCCUCUGAGCCGUGCUCGAGCACAGAUACGAGCCGCUGAAUGUCCACCACGAUCAAUCUCGCAGUUGUCUGAAUUCUAUGAACAAAGUAUCCUUCCCAUCAAAAAGUUUGAUCUGAAGUACAAGGAGUCGUUGCCGAAAGUGAUCAAAGAAUUGCCCGUUGAACAGGAUUUUGCCGAUGCAAUGAAGAAAAAGACUCGAAAGAAGAAAAUGAAGUUAGGGAAAGACUGCUUGUGGCCAGAAGAAGAGGAAUUCAUUGCGAAGUGGUGGCGAAGCAGGGACUUGAAGUCAAGUGUCUCCCCCACUGAUCUGACAGAGGAGAUGCGUAAAGAAUUGACAGAUUUACGAAUGAGGGAAGCUCAAAUGCAGACGUUGCUGAUCCUGGAAGUCAUCUUACUGGAGCGGGCCGGCGCAAGAAUAUCAGGCCAGCCAAUCUCAACAGAUCCAGAAGUCAAAGUUGAAUCUGUCGAGGGUGAUUCUGCAACAAUAUUAGCAGGCACGCCAAAGAGACCUAGCAAAAAGCGUGACCUUUCCCGUGAACUCGAUACGAUUGUGGAUCGUCUCUGUAUAUGGCACACCGUGAGCCUGGAUGACCUUGCUACAACGGAGAAAUCGCAGGACAGCAGCCACCCGAAGCCGAUCGACUCACUUCGAGACUUUUGCAACGAUGUCCUCCUCCCAUUCUACUCCGCUAAAUUACCGGGCCAAGUGAAAUCAUUAUCUCGAAAACUUGGUGGACACGAAAUAUCACCGCAGAGACCCAAGCAACAAUCCCGGUCCACAACGCUUGCCAAAUCUUCAUCUUCAUCAGCAGCUCUUUCAAGAUCCAAAGCCAAUCAACCCUUGACCAAACGCACUCUGGAACGGGUCCUCAGCGAAGACCAAAUCCGCCGCCACGCCUCACCCCCAAUCUUAACCCGCUCCUCGACAGUUCCCAUGACUGCCGCUGUCCCGACCUUGAAGCGUGAACCUUCCGAAAGACCUGUCUCCCGGAGCGGCCUGCUGUCUAAAUCUGCCAGUUUCAGCAAUCGCGAAAUCGAUCUCGUUGCCCACUCCAAGGCACACGAAGCCAAGCGUCGUAAACUUGAUCGGUUAGCGCAACAGAAACGGGAACUCGAAGCCGCUAUCAACGCGCUGAAGAGACCGAAUCGGAGCACCGUGGCCGGCGCAUUCAUGGACGAGGUAGAGAAACGGCAGGAGAAGUCCAUUCAGAUUUCAGCUACGCCUCGAUCCCGGCGGGUGAAGGAGAGGGCAGAGCAUUUAGAGCCCGAACUGCCUCCGAUGCCCAAAUCGAGUCGUCAGGGACAGGAGAUGACGAUGGUUCCCUCGUCAACAGUGAAAACCCGGCCCCGACCGAGCCUCUCCAGUUCAGAUAGUAUCCCCCGAUCAUCAACCACGAAACGGGCAGUAAUCUCCGCCAUCCAGGAGACGCCCUCGAGAGGAUUGGAAAGUAAGACUUCAAAUCCGCUAGCCCUACCCCGACUAUCAGAAUCGUCUGCCACGAGCAUAGCAGCAACACCAGCUCCAAAGCGAACACAUUUUCCUGCUGAGACGGAUUCGGAAGUCCCUGAACCCUUAGUCGAUGCCGGUUUGUCCUCGUUCCAGCCUCAGAAUCACACAAGAACCGCCUCUGGAACAAAGAGCCCGCUCAAUCUACGGAUGACGCGCUCUCAACGCCCCGUUUUGUUCACGCCGUUAAAGAAAUCUGACGUGAACAUUGAACAAGUGUUUCGCAAUGCCCCGGAGAUCCCAGAACGGGCAGGCCGGAUGAUGGAUAGAGUAAUGGGCGGCAAAGGGCGAGGUUUAGAAGCCGGAUUUGACACCCGGAGCGAUGAUUUGGAGUGGAAAACUGCAUUGAGAAGAGGUCCCGAGACGAAAAUCACGAUGGAUGACGGAGAUGAUGGAGAUAUUUAUGAUAAACUGGGCUGGAACGAUGAUUUCGACCUCUGA